This is a messenger RNA of Racocetra persica, 137 nucleotides long. Lineage: Eukaryota; Fungi; Glomeromycota; Glomeromycetes; Diversisporales; Gigasporaceae. The record is from the annotation of a GenBank genome assembly.
UAUUACAAAAAAUUGCUGCUGCCUUUAGAGAAGCAAUUGUUGAAGUGGCUACCACCACCAGACUACCAAUCUGUGAAACCAACCUAGUCUGUAUAGAAACAUUUUAUAAAGAAGAUAACAAAGACUCUUUAAAAUAG